Cryptosporidium muris RN66 is the source of this 3966-nucleotide messenger RNA. RefSeq names its product SNF2 family N-terminal domain-containing protein. The record is from RefSeq and is a predicted model, not a curated record. The coding region runs from base 1 to 3966 and encodes 1321 amino acids. The transcript has 2 exons. Gene Ontology annotation, molecular function: ATP-dependent chromatin remodeler activity; DNA binding; zinc ion binding. NCBI's taxonomy places the organism in Eukaryota, Apicomplexa, Conoidasida, Eucoccidiorida, Cryptosporidiidae.
AUGUUAAAUUCUGACUUGGAAAAUAAUAUAAAGCCAAAGGCUAUAGUUUUAUUAAAGGAUGCUUUUUGGGAUCCAGUUAUAAAAGAAUGGAUAUCUUCUUAUUCAUUUGAAGAACUACCUUCAGAACAACUUGAAAGAAUAUUGGCAAAAUUAUUUAUAAUUAUGGUCUCACCUAGUAAUAUAUCAAGAUGUGUUGUAUGUGGGAAAAAUAUAAUGAAGGGAACAUAUCGUAUUGGAGCUCCAGAAUAUGACCGUAGAGGUAGAUAUGGGAUAAUAAAUAGAUGGUAUCACAAAGAUAAAUGUAGCCAAAGGAUAUUAAAAAGUGCUAUAAUGGGAUUAAAUUUAAACAAUGAUUCUAUGGAAGAUGUAUUAAAUGAAAAAUUUGAUGAGAUAAUAUAUGGUUGGAUGGAUUUACCAGAGGAAAUUAAGAAGUCAAUAAUUACUUUAUCUAUAUCUGAAGAUAUAGAUGAAAAGCAUGAAAUAAUAGAUAGUAACGAUUUAGUACGUCGAGAAAUAGUUGAAAUUAGGGAAUCGCCUGUAAAUAUGAUUUUUGAGCUUCUAAAAUUUCAAAAGGAAGGUCUUGCAUGGAUGUGUAAACAAGAGAUGCCUAAUUCACUAGCUAAUGGCGGAAUAUUAGCUGAUGAAAUGGGAAUGGGUAAAACAAUUCAAAUGAUUGCAUUAAUGUUAGAACAUACAUGGCCCCCAAUAGCUAAUAAAUCAAAUUUAGAUAUUAAAUUGGAAGAUAAAGAAAUAUAUGGAGAUGUUAUUAAAGAAAAAAAUCAGUAUAAUUGUGAAAUAAUAGGUCAAAAUUUAGUUAUAGUACCAGUAGCAGCAGUACUACAAUGGAGACAAGAAAUUGAAAGAUUUUCAAAGCCAGGCGCAUUAAAAGUUCAUAUUUAUCAUGGAAAUAAAAGAUCAUCAACAUCAUCAGCAUAUGGUAAUAUUAAUUUGGAUGAGGCAAAUGUUGUAAUUACAACAUAUCCUACUCUUGAAGCAGAAUAUCGUCGUAUUUCUUCUUCAUUUAAAAUAAAGUGUCCUUAUUGUAAUAGAGAUUAUUUAAAACGAACUUUAAAAUUACACUUGAAAUAUUUUUGUGGUCCAAAUUCAAUUAGAACUGAAAAACAAGCAUUAACUAAAAGAAAGAAUGAAGGUUUAGAAAAAGCAAUGAGAACAUUGAAGAUUGGUAUUGAUCCAAAUAUAGAUAAAACUAAACAAAUGGAAACAAUUGCAUCGAAUUUACCAACAAUUAGUAAUGUAUAUAGGGAGAUUUUAGCAAAAGCUAAUUUGCUUGAUGAAGUUUCAAGUGGUAUUCCAUGUUCUAAUAUCAAGAAGAAAAUUAAGAAACGUGUUAGGAAAUAUAGAGAUUUUGAUAUUAAUAAUGAUAAUAAAUUCAAAACGACUAAAAAAAAUAAAAAGUGUGAAGAUAUGAUUGAUAAUAAACUUGAAGUUAUAAAAUCACAACAAUUUGAAGAUAGUAUUAUUAAAGAAUUUCUAACUUGGGGUAAUAUUAAGUUACCACUUAAAUUGAAUACAGUUAAGAAUAUUCAGAAUUUUUUAAAUAAUAUAAAAGGAAAGACUUUAGAGCUUUCAAAACAAUAUGGAAUAGAGGAGUCUAUAUUACAGAGUUUAGUAAAAUUAUUGGAAUUAUCUACAAGAACCAAAAAAGCAGAUUUAAUUUCUUUUAUAGAAGAUAUAUUAAAUAAAAUCUUAGAUUCAAAUAAUAAUAAUAAUAAUAAUAAUAAUAAUAAUAAUAAUAAUAAUGAAUCAAAUAUUAUUAAGAGGAGAAGCCCAAGAUUAGCAAAGUUAACAGAAAAAAAUAAAACUUUUAUAGAAUAUAAAGAAUUAGAUUCAGAUAAUACAUUUGAUGACUCUGGAUCUGAUUUUAAUGAAUUAAGUUCAUAUUCUACUGAUUCUGAUUAUACUAUUCUUGAUAAAAAAAGUUCAGAUAAUUACAAUAGCUAUAAAUCAAGAAAAGUUAAAGAUAGAAAUUCAUCUAAAAUAAAAUUAAGAAGUGUGAGUAGUAAUGACUAUAGUUCAAGUUGUGAUGAAAAUAUAGAUAUUCAGGAAAUAUUGAAUGGAGAUGAUAGUGAUAGUGAUAAUGAUGAUGAUGAAGUUUCUAUUUUGGCAUCAUUAAGACAUAAUUCUCCAAUAUUUCGAAAAGUAUGGGGGAGAAUUAUUUUAGAUGAAGCCCAUAGAAUAAAAGCAAGGACUACAUCUACUGCAAAGGCGAUAUUUGCAUUACAAAGUUUUGGAACAAAAUGGUGUUUAACUGGUACACCUUUACAAAAUCGUGUUGGUGAAUUGUAUUCUUUAGUCAGAUUUAUUGGAUAUAGUCCAUAUGCAUAUUAUUUUUGUCAAAAAAGAAAUUGUAAUUGUAGAGAAUUAAAUUAUGUAGUGCAUAUGAAAUUUUGCCCAAAUUGUAAUCAUGCUCGUUCAAGCCAUUAUUCUUAUUUUAAUAAGAUGAUUAUAAAUCCUAUUAAACGUUAUGGAUUUUCUGGAGAAGGAAGGAAGGCAUUAAAACGUUUAAAGGAUGAAAUUUUAGAUGUUGUACUCUUAAGAAGGACUAAAGUUCAGAGACAAGAAGAUAUUAAAUUACCACCACUAAAUGUUAGAAUUCGUUAUGAUAAUUUAUCACUUCCAGAGAAAGAUUUUUAUAUAUCAUUAUAUCAACGUUCUAAAAUUCAGUUUGAUACAUAUGUACAAGAAGGUACAAUUCUACAUAAUUAUGCUCAUGUGUUUGAUUUAAUUAGUAGAUUAAGACAAGCUGCUGAUCAUCCAUACCUUAUUGUAUAUGGGCAACUUAGACCACCAGAAACUGAAGAAAUUAAUAAGGAUAAUAUGAAAGAAGAUUUUAAUUUAGAUAGUCAAAAUUGCGUUAUUAAUAGUAAUAAUUUAGAUAUUUCGAAAAAUAAAAAGUCUAUAAAUUUAAUUCCAUCAAAGAGUCGUGCUGCAAAUGAUGAGGAUUUAUGCUACAUAUGUAUGGAUAAUGUUUUAAAUUCAGAUAGGGUCAUUGGUAAAUGUCAUCAUAGUUUUCAUCGUGAAUGUCUUAUUGAUUAUAUGAAUCAAGCUCCACAAGUUGAAACUCCAAAAGAAUUAGAAGAUGGUACUGAGGCUAUGGGUGUUUUAGGAUGCCCAUGUUGUUAUGCACCUUUAACAGUUGACUUAAGGAUUCAUAAUAAUAAAAAGACAUUUGAAUUAGGUCAAUAUUAUGAUAAUAAUGAUUCUUUAAAAGAUGAUGAACAAGAAGAAGAGAUAGAAAGACAACUUGAACGUCGCCAAUUAGCUAAAGAAAUGGGUAUCUUAAAAGAUGAAAAUAAUAUGGGAUUAAAUGAAACUGAAAAACAAAAAUUUGAUGACAAUUUAUUAAAAAAUGACUCAUACAUUUUUGAACAUGUUCGUAAUAAAAAUAUUAUACGACAAAUAAAAUCAGAAGGCUUUGAAAGCUCUACAAAAAUAAAUGCUCUAUUAGAUGAGAUAAACCAAAUGAUAUUAAGUGAUCCCGAUGCAAAAGGAAUAAUCUUCUCACAAUUUACAAAUAUGCUUGAUUUAGUUAUGUAUAAAUUGAAAAAAUCCAAUAUUGAUUGUGCACUUUUAGCAGGUUCUAUGACAAUGAUACAAAGAAAUAGUAUAUUGUAUUCAUUUAAUAAAUUUCCAGACUUAAAACUUCUUUUAAUUAGUUUAAAGGCUGGUGGUGAGGGUCUAAAUUUACAAGUAGCAAAUUAUGUAUUUCUAUUGGAUCCUUGGUGGAACCCAGCAGUUGAAUUACAAGCAUUUCAAAGAGCUCAUCGUAUUGGUCAGACAAAGCCUGUUACUGCAAUUCGCUUUAUAAUUAAAGAUACUAUUGAAGAAAGAAUGAUUCAACUUCAAGAAAAGAAACAGCUGGUAUUUGAUGGAACAGUAGGUGCAUCUAAUCAGGCUUUACAAAAGCUUAAUACUGAAGAUCUUAAAUUUCUUUUCCAGAAUUAA